GGCACCCACCCCAGCCAGCCAGCUCCGCAGCUCCCGAUAGUCUUUAGUUUGAAAACCGACCAAUCCUCUGCAGUAGGAGGAAAAAUGGACAACAGCAAACGAACAGUGGUUGUAACAGGUUUUGGGCCAUUUGGAGAGCAUUCAGUUAAUGCCAGCUGGGUGGCAGUACAGGAACUGAAGAAACUGGGCCUGGGUAAUGAGGUUGACUUGCACGUGUAUGAGGUUCCAGUAGAGUAUCAGACAGUCCAAAGUCUGGUUCCUUCAUUAUGGGAGCAGUAUCAUCCACUGUUGGUGGUACAUGUCGGUGUUUCGGGGAUGGCCACUACCGUCACGUUAGAGAAGUGUGGCCGUAACCAUGGCUACAAGGGCCUUGACAACAGCAGCUUCUGUCCGGAUUCACAGUGUUGCAUUGUGGGAGGACCCGACUGUAUCGACUCAGUUAUUGACAUGGAAUCAGUCUGCAAGAGAGUGAUGGCCUCUGGACUGGGAGUAUCUGUGUCUGUCUCCAAAGAUGCUGGAAGAUACCUCUGUGACUACACCUAUUACACAUCUCUGUACUUGAGCCAUGGCCGCUCUGCCUUUGUCCACGUGCCUCCCAUCGGAAAGCCUUACAGCGGAGAAGACCUUGGCCGUGCCCUGCAAGCCAUCAUACAGGAGAUGUUAGAGCUGCUGGAUCAGGCAGAAGAGAAUCCUCAUCACCUCUGUUCUCUUCACCAACAUGCACAUUGAAGUCCACUCCAAUCAGCACUCUCUCCCCCUUGGGUACACCCCAUACCACUUCAUCCAACUCACUCCAGAAUUCUUCGUUCUCUUCCAUCUCGCACCCAACUUAUGGGACAUAUGCACUGACAACAUUCAUCAUCACACUUUCAAUUUCUAGCUUCAUACUCAUCACUCUGUCCAACACUCCCUUCACCUCCAACACACUCUUUACAUACUCUCCCUUCAGAAUUACCCCUACCCCAUUUUUCGUCACACUCACACCAUGGUAGAAGAGUUUGAAUCCACCUCUGAUGGUCCUGGCCUUGCUUCCCUUCCACCUGGUCUCUUGCACACACAUUAUAUCUACCUUCAUCAUCUGCCAGCUCUCUCCCUUUACCAUUCAUAGUGCCAACGUUCAACAUUCUGAUUCCCACCUCCACACUCUUACCCUUCCUCCUCUACCGCUGCCUCUGGCCAUGCCUACCCCUUCUCCUUCUCCUUCGCCCAACAGUAGCAUAGUUUCGACUGGCACCCUGCUGGGCAACAGUACAGGUGGCGGUCAUUGGUAACCCGGGCCUCGACUGAUCUGGUAUGGAAAUCUGAUUUAUGAUCCACAUAUGUGAUUUGGCAAAGGUUUUAUGCUGGAUGCCUUUCCUGACGCAACCCUCCCAUUUAUCCGAGCUUGGGACUGGCACUAAGAAUGCACUGGCUUGUGCAUCCUAAGUGGCUGGGUUACACACACACACACACACACACACAUCUAUAUUAUGGAGUUUUUUUCACAAGGUAACUUUAUUAUAAAGGUAAGAUAUACUUUAUUUGUAUUUGUACUGACCUGCCUAACAAAUGUGAGUUCUUUCAGUUGUAAUGUGUGUUGUUUUCGGGGGUUUGUGGUUGUGUUUUUCAGUGUAGACCAGUGUUUCCCCUGCCACUGAAUAGUCUGGACUGACCAUCCUACCUAAUACUAUUUCUCAAUACUUUUUUUUAAGGCCUACCCUCCCCGCCCCUCAAAAAAAAUUACUUGGGAAGCAUGGAUGUAGAUAUAAUUUGUUAGGCCUAUAGUCAUUUGAAACUUAAAAACUGAACACAAUGUACCUAGUGUUACAGAAGUAGUCUGAGGUGUUUUUCUUUUGUUUUGACAGAUAUUUUUUUCUCUUAAUUUGAAUAAAUGUCCUCUUAAUUUUUGUUAAAUUCCUCUCAGUGCAGUAGGUUUUGAAUAUGUCCUAUACCUGUGAGAGGAUAUAUUCACCACUGAAUAGUGUCCUAGUGCACUGAGCGCCACAGAAUUUGAGUCCUUUAAAUGUUAUCUCACUUGCUGUUCAUCUGUCAUUUUCUUGGCAUUGUUUCUUUCUUGGCUUCCUAGUCCAGAAUUUGAAAGCUGAAUUAAUUUCCAGCUUUAAGAGAGUUGCAAUGUUUACAGUGCAUUGAAAUCUGAUCGCUGUGAAGAAGGGUUGUGUGAAGGAGCUUCCACAACAAUGUCUCUAUUUACAAAUGUGAAACUCUGUAUAUGCACCUCAGAUUUACAUUUGAGGUGACCCGUUACCCUGACCUGUGCCUUGCUGUUGUUGAUGUGUUAUAAAAAGACCUUAAAAUGUCCACUAGGUCAAUUUAUUAAUCAAUCUAUCAAUGUAUGUGCAUACAAAAGGCCCCAAAUUCUGUCAACUCAUAUGUGUAGCUACCUCAUAAAUGUUUUUAUCUCAAUGUGUGCCCUAAUGUUUGGUAACAUAAUGGCUUGGGUGGAUUUAAAGUAAACUCUAGAAAGGGAAAAGGUCGUAUCCUCUGGCCCUUUAAAGCUUCAAAGCACUGUUAUGGAAAGUAACAUCAGCUUUGUGAAAAUUAACAGAUGUUAAAAUAAAGA
Lampris incognitus (smalleye Pacific opah) is the source of this 2560-nucleotide messenger RNA. Its product is annotated as pyroglutamyl-peptidase 1-like. NCBI's taxonomy places the organism in Eukaryota, Metazoa, Chordata, Actinopteri, Lampriformes, Lampridae. The transcript is spliced from 6 exons. Gene Ontology annotation, molecular function: pyroglutamyl-peptidase activity. The record is from RefSeq and is a predicted model, not a curated record. Gene Ontology annotation, cellular component: cytosol. Gene Ontology annotation, biological process: proteolysis. Bases 85 to 729 code for a protein of 214 amino acids.